Salvia splendens (bonfire salvia) is the source of this 1440-nucleotide messenger RNA. RefSeq names its product extensin-like. NCBI's taxonomy places the organism in Eukaryota, Viridiplantae, Streptophyta, Magnoliopsida, Lamiales, Lamiaceae. The transcript has a single exon. The coding region runs from base 1 to 1440 and encodes 479 amino acids. The record is from RefSeq and is a predicted model, not a curated record.
AUGGCUUAUCCAUACUCCUCUCCACCACCACCACCACCACCACCAUCUCCUCCAUGCAACCCCCCUCCUCCUCCGCCCCCACCGCCACCGUCUCCUCCAUGCAACCCUCCUUCUCCUUCUCCACCUCCGCAUUCGCCAGGACACCACAAACCGCCCACCGCCCCUUCUCCGGCGCCAUCUCAUCGUCACCAACCACACCACCACCACCACCACCACCAUCACAAGCCCUCAUCCCCACCAGCACCCGCAGCAGCACCAAAGCCUACAAAGCCACCGCACACCCCGGCCACACCGCCACCAUCAUCAAACUGUCCACCACCACUACCCAAACCUGAAAAGCCUUCUCACCCGCCGCAAAAACCAUCAUAUCCUCCCAAAACACCACCCAAAUCUGAAACACCUCCUCCCCCACCACCACAACCAGCAUAUCCUCCCAAAACACCACCACAUCACCACCACCACCCACCCUCACCCUCACCAAAACCUAGUGUUCCAACAACACCACAUUAUCCACCAAAAUCACCACCACCACCUUCAUCAAACUGUCCACCAUCACCACCACCAAAACCCGAAACACCUAUCCCCCCACCACAACAACCAGCAUAUCCACCCAAAACACCACCGCACCACCACCACCAUCCACCCUCACCAUCACCAAACCCUAGUGUUCCAACAACACCACACUAUCCACCAAAAUCCGCGCCACCACCAAAGUCCGAAACACCUUCUCCUCCUCCACAACAACCAUCAUAUCCACCGCAUCACCACCACCACCCACCCUCACUACCACCAAAUCCUAGUGUUCCAACAACACCUCAUUACCCACCCUCACUACCACCAAAACCCGAUGUUCCGGCCAAGCCCCCAACGCCACAAACACCUCAUUACCCACCAAACGGCCCGGCAGCACCCCCAAAAUCCCCAUCCAAGCCGCCGAAGCCAUCAACACCUUCUUAUCCACCAAAAACACCGCCAAAUGGCCCGGCUUCACCACCAAAGCCCGGCCGACCGGCUAAGCCGCCAAAGCCUUCUCAUCCUCUAACACCACCAGGUGGCCCAUCAUAUCCGCCAUACUAUCAACCAGGUGCUCCAUCAUAUCCGCCAUACUAUCAACCGGGCGCUCCAUCAUAUCCACCAAUUUACCCACCAGCUCCAGACUCCCUUACUCCAUUUUCGCCGCCCUCAAACACUAUCUUCACACCGCCUCCUAACGGCGGAGGCGGAAAAGAUCACACCACCGUGAUCGCAGUGUGUGUCUCUUUAGGUGGAUUGUUCUUCCUCGCAUUCAUAGCAGUCGGCCUUUUCUGCUUAGCUAAGAAGAAGAAGAAACCUAUCAUGGUUCCUGCCGCCGCCGCCGCUGAAUGUGAGCCAGAUGCGCCGCCAGCGGGACAUGGUCAUGGCGGAGGUGCGCAUGGUGGGCCACACUCCCAAGGUUCUUAG